CUGACCGCUGCCUCCGCACACGCACUCGCGUUUAUUCCCGUCCAGUUUUGCUCGGCGGAGUUGAAUAAGAGACGCAGUCGCCGAGCAGGGGGUCGCGGGCGCACGGCCACCAUGGACCGUCGGCGGCUUUCUUUCUUCUGUUCCUUGUUCUCUUUAGCCAGGCACUGAGACAGACGCCUCGCUUCCCAGAAUGCCUCGUUGUUGCCGCUGCAGCAGGACUGUCUGGGAUUCGGCAUCAGGCUGCUGACUCUUCAGCGUUUCGCUCCAAUUUGUCGCCCACCGGAUUUUUCUUUUAUUAUUUUUUGUUUGUUUUGUUUUGUUUUGUGCCGCCGCUGGCCCUCGGUGCUCCCGGAAUCCCGGAGGCGCUUCGUUCGCUGUACUGCAAUGCCGCUCUUCGCAUCCAAUCCCUUCGAACAAGAUGUGGAGAAAGCGACCAGCGAGAUGAACACGGCCGAGGACUGGGGUCUCAUACUGGACAUCUGUGACAAAGUGGGCCAGUCGCGCAGCGGGCCCAAAGAGUGUCUGCGGUCUGUCAUGAGACGAGUGAACCAUAAGGACCCUCAUGUGGCUAUGCAGGCGCUGACACUUUUAGGUGCCUGUGUGUCCAACUGUGGCAAAAUCUUUCACCUAGAAGUGUGUUCGAGGGACUUCGCCAGUGAAGUCAGCAACGUCUUAAAUAAGGGUCACCCUAAAGUAUGUGAAAAGUUAAAGGCUCUUAUGGUGGAGUGGGCCGAAGAGUUCAAGAACGAUCCGCAGCUCAGUUUGAUAUCGGCGAUGAUAAAGAAUCUCCGAGAGCAAGGGGUGUCAUUUCCGCUGGUGGGCUCUCAGGCAGCAGAAAAGGCAAAAGCAAGUCCUGCUUUAGUGGCCAAGGACCCCACAACAGUAGCCACCAAAAAAGAGGAGGAAGACCUGGCAAAAGCUAUCGAACUGUCAUUGAAAGAGCAGCAGCAGCAGCCGCCGCCGCCAGCAGCUCCACCGGUGGUGUCCUCUCUGUACCCCAACACUUCUCACCUUGUUUCAAAUCACAAACCUGAGAGGCGCAAGGUGCGCGCCAUUUACGACUUUGAGGCCGCCGAAGACAAUGAGCUGACGUUUAAAGCUGGAGAAAUUAUUACGGUUCUCGACGACAGUGACCUUAACUGGUGGAAGGGGGAGACCUACCAAGGAAUCGGCCUUUUUCCAUCUAAUUUUGUCACCGCAGACCUGACUGCUGAGCCUGAAGUAGUUAAGACUGAGAGGAAGACCGUCCAGUUCAGUGACGAGGUCCAAGUUGAAACGCUGGAGCCUGAGCCUGAAGCAGAGCCGGUUUACAUCGAUGAGGAUAAAAUGGACCAGUUACUGCUGAUGCUGCAAAGCGCCGAUCCCAUGGACAGCCAGCCGGAGCCCCCAGAACUCCUGCAGCUGGAAGGUGCUUGCCAUCAGAUGGGACCACUUAUCGACUUAAAGCUUGAAGACAUCGACAGGAGACACUCUGAAUUGUCGGAGCUGAAUGUCCGCGUGAUGGAGGCCCUCUCGAUGUAUGCCAAACUGAUGAACGAAGACCCAAUCUACACCAUGUAUGCCAAGCUUCAAAGUCAGCAGUUUUAUGUGCCGCAGGCGGCAUCUCCAGGUACCUCGCAGGUAUACACAGGACAAGCUACAGGGGGCACCUUUACAGUGAGCGGCCCCCAGAUGGGCACAAUCCAGAGCUACAGCCUCACGCAAGAGCAAAACCCAUCGGUGAGCCAAGGUGCCGUCACCUCGAACGUGCCUGGUGUGGCUAUGCCCAGCCCACCGGUGCCUGGGCCAAAUUCCUUCUCAGGCGCCUUGGUAAAUUCGGGAUCGGGGAGCGCAUACCUGAGCCAGCCUCCAGUUUAUACCCCUCCAGCAACAGCGGUCAGCAUGGAUGUGCCCGCUUACCCGAGCGCUGCCACCGGUGCCCCCCAGAUGGCCAGUUACACCAUGGACCCCGCAGCACUUGCACAGCCAGUGGACGGCCAGCAGCCGCCGGGUUUCUCCUCCCAGAAGGCCCUGCUGUAGGACUGUGAACAUGACUCUUCGAGUAUCCCUUUGUCCGACUACGGCUGGCGACUCUCUCGGGGGCAGCAGAGACCCCCUGCGGUGGGUUCUGCUCACUCUAAAGGGUCGGGAGGAUGGCAGAUGCGAGGACAUCCACGUGACAUGGGGCACUUGUGAGGAAAAGCCGUCUUAUUUAUUUAUUGUAGCAUCUCGUGCCCCCUGGAUGUUAAGCGGCGGUGUCCGGCGCGGCCGGCUGGACGCUCCAUGAAAUAUCCCGAGCUUGGCUCCCGGUCAUUUGUUGUACAUAAACUGAGAUGUAAGUUUUGGUAGGAGGCGCUCUCGAGCCCAAAUACGAGUCUCUGUUCAAUUCA
Erpetoichthys calabaricus (reedfish) is the source of this 2369-nucleotide messenger RNA. It is a transcript of the gene stam, whose product is annotated as signal transducing adaptor molecule (SH3 domain and ITAM motif) 1. Lineage: Eukaryota; Metazoa; Chordata; Cladistia; Polypteriformes; Polypteridae. Bases 385 to 2019 code for a protein of 544 amino acids. The transcript is spliced from 14 exons. The record is from RefSeq and is a predicted model, not a curated record. Gene Ontology annotation, cellular component: ESCRT-0 complex. Gene Ontology annotation, biological process: protein transport to vacuole involved in ubiquitin-dependent protein catabolic process via the multivesicular body sorting pathway. Gene Ontology annotation, molecular function: ubiquitin binding; phosphatidylinositol binding.